Molecule: messenger RNA, 4717 nt
Organism: Carlito syrichta (Philippine tarsier)
Lineage: Eukaryota; Metazoa; Chordata; Mammalia; Primates; Tarsiidae
Gene: ZNF592
Product: zinc finger protein 592
Exons: 8
Coding region: 16-3822 (1268 amino acids)
Source: RefSeq, a predicted model, not a curated record
UGCCAGCAUCCAGCCAUGGGGGAUAUGAAAACCCCAGAUUUUGAUGACCUUCUGGCUGCCUUUGACAUCCCAGACCCUACCAGCCUCGACGCCAAGGAGGCCAUCCAGACACCCAGUGAGGAGAAUGAGAGUCCUCUCAAGCCUUCAGGCAUGUGUAUGGAUGAAAGUGUGUCCUUGUCUCACUCAGGAUCAGCCCCAGAUGUGCCGGCCGUGAGUGUCAUUGUCAAGAACACCAGUCGCCAGGAGUCAUUUGAAGCAGAGAAAGAUCACAUUGCUCCCAGCCUCCUGCACAAUGGAUUCCGGGGCUCAGACCUGCCUCCAGAUCCGCACAACUGUGGAAAAUUCGAUUCCACUUUCAUGAAUGGGGACAGUGCCAGGAGUUUCCCUGGCAAGCUGGAGCCUCCCAAGUCAGAGCCAUUACCCACCUUCAACCAGUUCAGUCCAAUCUCCAGCCCAGAACCUGAUGAUCCCAUCAAAGACAACGGGUUUGGGAUAAAGCCCAAGCACUCUGAUAGUUAUUUCCCACCCCCUCCUGGGACCGUAGGGGGCCCAGUCCUGGAGGCUCUGACUAAGUUUCCGGUCCCAGAGCUGCAUAUGUUUGAUCACUUCUGUAAGAAAGAACCCAAGCCAGAACCAGAACCCCUGCCCUUGGGGAGCCAGCAGGAACACGAGCAAGGUGGGCAAAAGGCAGUGGAACCUCACAAAGAGCUGGAUGCCAGCCGAUUCUUUGGAGAAGCUUUGGAGUUCAAUAGCCACCCUAGCAACAGUAUCGGAGAGGCCAAGGGGCUGGCCCGGGAGCUUGGUCCCUACUCAUCCGUCCCCCCUAGGCAGCGUCUUAAACCAGCUCAUUCCAAGCUGUCCUCUUGUGUAGCAGCCUUGGUGGCCCUGCAGGCCAAAAGAGUGGCCAGUGUCACUAAAGAGGAUCAACCUGGUCACAUGAAGGAUCCCUCAGGGCCCACUAAAGAGAGUUCUAAAGGCAGCCCCAAAAUGCCCAAGUCACCAAAGAGUCCCCGGAGCCCUCUGGAGGCCACUAGAAAAAGCAUCAAGCCAUCGGACAGCCCUCGGAGCAUCUGCAGUGACAGCAGCAGCAAAGGCUCCCCUUCUGUGGCUGCCAGCUCCCCACCAGCAAUUCCCAAAGUCAGAAUCAAAACCAUUAAGACAUCAUCAGGGGAAAUCAAACGGACCGUCACAAGGAUCCUGCCAGAUCCCGACGAUCUAAGUAAGUCUCCUGUUGGGUCACCUCUCGGGAGCGCCAUUGCCGAGGUCCCAAGCGAGGUGCCAGGGGACGAGGUGCCGGUGGAAGAGCACUUUCCUGAGUCAGGCACAAAUUCAGGGAGCCCCCAGGGUGACAGGAAAGGGGACGAGAGCGUGGCAAAGUCCAGUGACUCUUCGUCUCCCUGCUGCAGCUCUGGGCCCCGGGUCCCAAAGGGGGCUGCCCUGGGCUCACAAAUGGGCAAGAAGCAACAGAGCACAGCAUUGCAGGCAUCCACCCUGGCCCCUGCCAACCUCCUGCCCAAAGCCGUGCACCUGGCCAACCUGAACCUCGUCCCCCACAGCGUUGCCGCUUCAGUGACGGCCAAGUCCUCAGCGCAGCGACGGAGCCAGCCACAGCUUACACAGAUGUCAGUGCCCCUGGUCCACCAGGUGAAAAAGGCUGCCCCACUGAUUGUGGAGGUCUUCAACAAGGUCCUCCACAGCUCCAACCCCGUGCCCCUCUAUGCGCCAAAUCUCAGCCCACCUGCAGACAGCAGGAUCCACGUGCCGGCCAGUGGGUACUGCUGCCUGGAGUGUGGAGACGCGUUUGCCUUAGAGAAGAGCCUGAGCCAGCAUUAUGGCCGGCGGAGUGUCCACAUUGAGGUGCUGUGCACUCUGUGCUCCAAGACACUGCUCUUCUUCAACAAGUGCAGCCUGCUCCGGCACGCCCGCGACCACAAGAGCAAGGGGCUCGUCAUGCAGUGUUCCCAGCUGCUCGUAAAGCCCAUCUCUGCGGACCAAAUGUUUGUGUCGGCCCCUGUGAACUCCACGGCACCAGCAGCUCCGGCCCCCUCAUCCUCUCCCAAACAUGGUCUCACUUCAGGCAGUUCCAGCUCCCCUCUUCCAGCCUUGCCUCUCUACCCAGACCCUGUGAGGCUCAUCCGGUACGCGAUCAAGUGUCUUGAAUGUCACAAGCAGAUGCGGGACUUCACGGUCCUGGCUGCACAUUUCCAGAGGACGACAGAGGAGACCGAGGGACUGACUUGCCAGGUAUGCCAGAUGCUGCUGCCCAACCAGUGCAGUUUCUGUGCCCACCAGCGGAUUCAUGCACACAAGUCCCCCUACUGCUGCCCGGAGUGUGGGGUCCUCUGUCGCUCUGCCUACUUCCAGACCCACGUAAAGGAGAAUUGCCUGCACUAUGCCCGCAAGGUGGGCUACAGGUGUAUCCACUGUGGUGUCGUCCACGUGACCUUGGCCUUGCUGAAAAGCCACAUCCAGGAGCGACACUGCCAGGUUUUCCACAAAUGUGCAUUCUGCCCCAUGGCCUUCAAGACUGCCAGCAGCACUGCGGACCACAGUGCUGCCCAGCAUCCCACCCAGCCCCACAGACCCUCCCAGCUCAUCUAUAAGUGCUCCUGUGAAAUGGUCUUCAACAAGAAGAGGCACAUUCAGCAGCAUUUUUACCAGAAUGUCAGCAAGUCGCAGGUGGGCGUCUUCAAGUGCCCUGAGUGCCCACUCUUGUUCGUGCAGAAGCCGGAGUUGAUGCAACAUGUCAAGAGCACUCACGGUGUUCCCCGAAACGUGGAAGAGCUGUCAAGCCUCCAGUCGUCAACGGACACAUCUUCGAGCCGCCCUGGCUCUCGAGUUUCCACUGAGCCCCCAGCCACCAAUGUGGCUGCUCGGAGCAGCUCCCUGCCCUCUGGCCGCUGGGGCAGGCCCGAAGUCCAUCGCAGGGCUGAGGCCAGGCCCCGGCUGAGGAACACUGGCUGGACCUGCCAGGAGUGCCAGGAGUGGGUUCCUGAUCGGGAGAGCUAUGUGUCCCACAUGAAAAAGAGCCACGGGCGGACAUUGAAGCGGUACCCAUGCCGGCAGUGCGAACAGUCCUUCCAUACCCCAAACAGCCUGCGCAAACACAUCCGCAACAACCACGACACAGUCAAGAAGGUCUACACUUGUGGGUACUGCACAGAGGACAGCCCCAGCUUUCCUCGGCCCUCCCUCCUGGAGAGCCACAUCAGCCUUAUGCAUGGCAUCAGAAACCCUGAUUUGAGCCCGACGUCCAAAGUCAGACCUCCUGGUGGACAUUCCCCUCAGGUGAACCAUCUGAAAAGACCAGUCAGUGGAGUGGGGGAUGCUCCGGGCACCAGCAAUGGCGCAACUGUCUCUUCCACCAAAAGGCACAAGUCCCUUUUUCAAUGUGCAAAAUGUAGUUUUGCCACAGACUCGGGGCUCGAAUUUCAGAGCCACAUACCUCAACACCAGGUGGACAGCUCCACAGCCCAGUGUUUCCUCUGUGGCUUGUGCUACACCUCAGCCAGUUCCCUCAACCGCCACCUCUUCAUUGUCCACAAGGUGAGAGACCAGGAGGAGGAAGAAGAAGAGGAGGAAGAGGCAGCGGCAGAGGUGGCAGUGGAGGCGGCAGAGCCAGAAGAGGGCUCCGGGGAGGAGGUGCCCAUGGAGACUAGAGAGAAUGGACUGGAAGAGUGUGCCGGCGAGCCUUUGUUGGCUGACCCAGAGGCAAGGAGAUCACUGGGCCUGGCCCGUGAGGAGGACGGUGUCCAAGAUGCUAAGAGUCAACCACAGGCCUCUCAGGACCAGGACAGCCACGCACUAUCCCCUCAGGUGUGAUCGGAGGCUUUGCAGUGUGUGCGGUUGGGGUGGUGCCAUGGCGUCCUCCACCUGCCAUGCGGACUGAGGGAGGUAGAAGGCCCUGCCCUGGUGUGAGUGUGGCCGGCUGUGUAGAGCAGUGUCUGGCAUGAGCUGCCGGUGCUGGGUGUCCCUCAGCCCCAGGAAAUAUGGGGUUGCCAGGACCUUACAGCUCUGAAUUUGCUUCUGUUAUUUAUGGCUUUGUGCUGCUUCUUGGUACCCCAACUCUUGUCUGUGUCCUUCCAACCCCAGGCUGCUUACGUGGCCCUGCCCCAGUGCUGUCCACUUGGCUUGAAACCCCUCAGCAGCUAUGUGCUUCUGGGAGGUCCCACCUGCGGCCUUCAGCCGGGGGACUCCUCGGAGCUCUGUUUUCUCGCAGACACCGGCUCUCCUUCCUGCCUUGAGCCUGAGAAGGAGGGGGUUAAGGGGUGCUGACACCCCUCUGGGAGAGCGAGCUCUGCCCAGCCUGGCUUGGCGAGAGCCCUUGGUCACCUAGCCCUUCCCUUUUGUCUUCUUAGUCUUUCCCCCCAAACAGUCCUGAGAACUAAUUGUCACUGGGCUCUCCAUGUCUCUGUGGGUGGAAGAAACCUCUGCAGCACACCUGUUUGCACCCCAGGGAGAACAGGGGGUGCGGCAAAGGCAGGCAGGCCCCAGGAGCCAGACAGACCCCUUCAGAAGGGCUGUGGGUGGGCCUUUGCUCCGCUGCUCUGCCUUUCCUGACAAGUGGGGUUUGGGGCACACAGACAUUGGAAUAUUUGUACUCUUGCUCCUGUGCCAUUAGAGAGGCUGCUGCCCCAGGCAGGCAGCCCCUCCUCCUCUUGGCUCCACUCAUGUUGCUCAGACUAUAUUUCAAAUAAAAAAAUCUUCUUACCAUGCA